Racocetra persica is the source of this 579-nucleotide messenger RNA. Lineage: Eukaryota; Fungi; Glomeromycota; Glomeromycetes; Diversisporales; Gigasporaceae. The record is from the annotation of a GenBank genome assembly.
AUGGAAGAUUUUAGCAAGGAUGAUGUCGAUUUGACAAUAUAUUUUGAGAAAAUUACUCAUUGUAAAUAUAAGAGAGUUAAAAUACGACUUGGGUAUAUAAAAAUAGUAGAUGCAACUGAAGACAUGGUAGAUAUAACUGAAGAUGAUAAGGCACGUGCUUUCACAACUAUAACAUUUACACUUGAUAAAGUAUUGAUGGAAAGAAGUAAGAAAGAACAAAAGCAAAAGCAACUUGAGAAAUGGAGAUGGGCAUUCUUUCUACAGCAAGCAUUUUGUUCCACAAUUGAAGAGGUAGAAUCACAAAUAGUUUAUAAAUUUUCACAAAAUAAGGAUAUGGAUGAUAAGCCUGAUGUGGUUUACCUGUCUGCUAAGUACCUUCUAGUUUAUUUAGAAUGGAAUACAGUUGAAGAAAUCUGGAAAGUAUCACAAAUAACAAGUCACAAGAUUAAUCAUUUUAUUUUCUUUUUGCAAAUGGUUCAUAUGGUUGUAUUUGUCUUUUGUAGCAAAGAAAAGAUCCUGAGAGACAGACGAUUAGAUAUACCAAAAGAACUUUCAUACUCUGGUCAACAAUUUAAUGAG